AUGAGGACGUACGGCACCGUGCCUGUCCAGGAGGAGGCUGAUGAUGGUUCAGGCGUUGAGCGAGCCGCCACGCUUGUUUCCUCCGGCAAGCACGAGCGAGACAACCGUACCAUUACGCCGCCGCUGGACGACGACGCACGAUCUGUAAUGUCGGAACGAAGCCACGAAUCCGCACAGGCCGGUGUCAAACGUCUGGAAGCCAUCUCAUCAACAUGGUCGAAGACGGGACUCUACGUCGCAUAUGUCGGUAUAGCGCUGCUGGCGUAUGCGACGUCAUUGGAAGGACAAACGACCACGAACCUCACCAUCUUCGCAACCAGCGCAUUCAAGUCGCACUCCCUGGUCUCGACAGUUCUAGUAAUUCAAGGAGUAGUACUGUCGAUUGUCAAGCCUCCAAUGUCCAAGAUUGCUGAUGUCUUCGGCCGAUUCGAAGCCUUCGGGCUUUCAGUCCUCCUAUACAUCGUGGGCUUCAUCCAACAAGCAGCAUCCAACAAUGUCGAAACCUACGCAGCUGCCCAAAUAUUCUACGCCGCGGGACAGACUGGCCUACAGAUUCUCAUACAGAUCUUCAUUGCCGACACAAGCGAUCUGAUCAACCGUGCAUUAUGCUCGACAAUACCGGACACGCCCUUCCUACUCAACGUCUGGUUAGGGCCAGCUCUCGCCGAGACCAUGCUCAACAAGCUGAACUGGAGAUGGGGCUAUGGAAUCUGGGCAGUGAUUCUUCCCAUCGCCUUCCUACCACUGGCGCUUGCUCUGGUCAUCAACCAGAGAAGAGCUGCCAUGCGCGGAAUACUGCCUACCACACCUUUCGCGGAAGAAUCUUGGUGGGAGAUGAUCAAGACGCUCUGGUUCGAGCUCGAUCUUUUUGGACUCCUGCUGAUCUGCGUGGCAUUCACACUCAUUCUCAUACCCUUGACACUGGGCGCGAAGACUGGCUGGGACAAUCCGUCGCUGAUAACCAUGCUGGUCGUGGGCGCCGCAUGCCUUGUCGCGAUUCCAUUCUGGGAGAGAAGCAAAACUCUGGCACCUCGGGCCUUCUUUCCCAGGAGCUUCUGGAAGAACCGCACCCUCAUGGCUGGUCUGGCACUAUCCUUCUUCUACUUCAUGGCCUUCUACCUCUCAGUCUACCCCUACUUUCAGUCAUACCUACUCGUGGUACAGGACUUACCACUCACACAAGCCGGUCGGAUCGUGCAAACAUUUACAUUCACGUCCACGAUCACGGCCAUCAUCAUAUCUUUUGUCAUCAAGUACACUAAACGGUACAAAAUCUACAUGGUGAUAGGAACGGUCGUCUACGUUAUCGGACUGGGCCUAAUGAUCAUCUAUCGCACCGAAGAGUCGACACCAAGGACGAUCAUCGCGACGCAGGUAUUUCUGGGGAUAGGUGGCAGCUUAACCCACGUACCUGCGCAGCUUGGCGUGCAGGCAUCUGCGAGUCAUAGUGAGGUUGCAGCCGCUACUGCACUGUUCCUCACGUUCCUGGAGAUCGGUGGCGCUGUUGGAUCUGGCAUUUCUGGCGCGAUCUGGACAUCGAACGUGCCGAAGAAGCUCGCGAUGUAUCUGCCGGAAGAGACAAAAGACCAAGCUGCUGAAAUCUUUGGCAACAUCACAUUGGCAUCGCGAGGUUGGCCAAUGGGCAGUCCGACACGCAUUGCCAUCAAUCUGGCCUAUCAGGAGGCGAUGACCAACAUCCUGACAGUCUCAAUAUUUGUGGCUCUGCCAUGCAUUGUUCUCAGCUUGUUGAUGACGAACUAUAAACUCGACGAGAUCGACCAGGGCGUGAAGGGUGUCGUGAUUGGCGGCACACAAGACGGAGUCGACAACAGAGAAGAGCCAAUUGCAGGGCCGUCCACAUCGCGACUGUCCAGAGAAUCGACAAGAUUGAUGGCAAUCAGCGCAGAAGAGGAAGACGACGAAGAAGAUGGUGAGAAUGAGGAACGACAGGACUCUCGGAGCCGUUUGCUGGGCUCAAGAAAGCGUUCAUGA
Fulvia fulva is the source of this 1992-nucleotide messenger RNA. RefSeq names its product MFS siderochrome iron transporter C. Bases 1 to 1992 code for a protein of 663 amino acids. The record is from RefSeq and is a predicted model, not a curated record. Lineage: Eukaryota; Fungi; Ascomycota; Dothideomycetes; Mycosphaerellales; Mycosphaerellaceae. Gene Ontology annotation, biological process: siderophore transmembrane transport. The transcript has a single exon. Gene Ontology annotation, molecular function: siderophore-iron transmembrane transporter activity.